Molecule: messenger RNA, 2400 nt
Organism: Lampris incognitus (smalleye Pacific opah)
Lineage: Eukaryota; Metazoa; Chordata; Actinopteri; Lampriformes; Lampridae
Gene: arhgef7a
Product: Rho guanine nucleotide exchange factor (GEF) 7a
Biological process (GO): intracellular signal transduction
Molecular function (GO): protein binding; guanyl-nucleotide exchange factor activity
Source: RefSeq, a predicted model, not a curated record
CACACACACACACACACACACACACACCGCCGCUUGGUUGGAUCGGAUCCGUUGUGACUGGUCAUGAAUUCGGCGGAGCAGACGGUGACAUGGCUGAUUACGCUCGGGGUGCUGGAGUCGCCGAAGAAGACCAUCUCGGAUCCCGAAGCCUUCCUGCAGACCUCCCUCAAAGAUGGGGUGGUCCUGUGCAGACUGCUGGAGCGGCUCAGCCCGGGCUCCACGGACAAAAUCUACCAAGAACCGAAGAACGACGGCGAGUGCUUGAGCAACAUAAAGGAGUUUCUCAAAGGCUGCGCAUCGUUUCGCGUUGAGCCGUUUGAGGCCAGUGAUCUGCUGCUGGGCCUGAACUUCUCGAAGGUGCUGAGCAGUCUGGUCGCCCUCAACAAAGUUACCGCAGAUAUCGGCGUGGGUAGUGACUCUGUCUGCGCGCGUCACUCCUCGGCGCUCCGCAUCAAGUCGUUUGAAUCGCUGUCCUCCCAGUCCUCUUUGGGGCGAUCCUCGAAGCUGCUGCACAGCCAGUUCCGCAGUUUGGACAUGUCGGAGAACAGCGGACAGCAGCUGGUGAAGGCGCGCUUCAACUUCCAGCAGACCAAUGAGGAUGAGCUCACCUUCACCAAGGGAGAAAUCAUCAACGUGACUCGCCAGGAGGAGGGCGGCUGGUGGGAGGGGACGCUCAAUGGCAAGACAGGCUGGUUCCCCAGCAACUACGUGCGAGAGGUCAAAGGUUGCGACAAGCAAGUGUCCCCCAAGUCUGGAACCCUUAAGAGCCCCCCUAAAGGCUUUGACACCACAGCAAUCAGCAAGACGUACUACAACUUGGUGUUGCAGAACAUUUUAGAAACCGAGACAGAAUACUCCAAAGACCUCCAGAGUCUCCUCACAAACUACCUGCGGUCUCUUCAGAGCACAGACAAAUUGAGCAGUUCAGACGCAGCUUUGAUCCUGGGGAAUCUGGAAGAGAUCAGCACCUUUCAGCAGAUGUUGGUCCAGUCAUUGGAGGAGUGCACCAAACUUCAAGAGAGCCAGCAGAGGGUAGGUGGUUUCUUCCUCAACCUCAUGCCCCAAAUGAAGGCCCUCUAUGUGGGUUACUGUUCCAACCAUCCCUCAGCGGUCAAUGUGCUUACCCAGCACAGUGAGGCAUUGGGAGAGUUUAUGGAAGGGAGGGGUGCGGUCAGUCCCGGGAUCCUCACACUGACCACGGGCCUCAGCAAACCCUUCAUGAGGUUGGACAAAUACCCAACAUUACUAAAAGAACUGGAGAGGCACAUGGAGGAAAUUCAUCCUGACAAGCCAGACAUUCAGAAGUGCAUGGCGUCAUUCAAGAAUUUAUCCGCCCAGUGUCAGGAGGUCCGGAAGCGGAAGGAGUUGGAGCUGCAAAUCCUGACCGAGUCCAUCCGGCUGUGGGAAGGAGACGACAUCAGGACCCUUGGCUGUGUGUUGUACAUGAGUCAGGCCAUGGUCCAUAGUCCCGGGGCAGAGGAGAAAUGUGAGCGUUACCUCAUGCUCUUCCCCCAUGUCCUCCUCAUGCUGUCUGCGAGUCCCAGGAUGAGUGGCUUCAUAUUUCAGGGAAAGCUGCCCCUUGCUGGCAUGGCGGUGACCAAGCUGGAAGAUUGUGAAGCCCAUAAAAAUGCUUUUGUCUCUGCAGGUACAAUGUUUGAGCGUCUCCAAGUGAUUUGCAACAACCAGCAAGACCUGCAGGACUGGGUGGAGCACCUGACCAGACAGACCAAACACACCGCGGCCUCCGCACCCAGCCACAAGCCCUCUGCAGUGCCCUGCCACACGCUCCCAUCUCACCCCCUGACUCCGUCCCGGCACGCCGAAGGGAGGGCCAUGACAGUGGCUCCAGCGUACCACACCCUGCCCCAUCCCUCCUCCCACGGAACUUCUCACAGCACCAUGAUGUGGGGGCCCGCUGGAGCCCCCGAAACCCCUAAACCCUGGAGCCUGAGCUGCCUGCGGCCCGCGCCCCCCUUGCGGCCCUCAGCCGCUCUCUGCUACAAGGAGGACCUGAGUAAAAGUCCCAAGAGUGUGAAGAAGCUUCUCCCCAAACGCAAGCCUGAGAGGAAGCAGUCCGAAGAGGAGUUUGCCCUGAGAAAGAGUACAGCCGCCUUGGAGGAGGACGCACAGAUCCUUAAAGUCAUAGAAGCCUACUGCACCAGCGCCAAAACCAGGCAGACACUCAACUCCACCUGGCAGGGCACCGACCUGAUGCACAACCACGUGCUCGCCGACGUGGACCGGUCCUGCCUGGACUCCCCAGGCCGCCGUAGCAGCAUGACGCGGCCGGAGGUGACCUCCGACCUCUCGGAGGACUCUGACUAUGACUCCAUCUGGACCACCCACAGUUACAGGAUGGGCUCGGUGUCGCGUAAGAGCUGCAUCUCUCACCAGAACUAA